Molecule: messenger RNA, 2480 nt
Organism: Hevea brasiliensis (rubber tree)
Lineage: Eukaryota; Viridiplantae; Streptophyta; Magnoliopsida; Malpighiales; Euphorbiaceae
Product: rho GTPase-activating protein 5
Exons: 5
Coding region: 591-2123 (510 amino acids)
Biological process (GO): signal transduction
Molecular function (GO): GTPase activator activity
Source: RefSeq, a predicted model, not a curated record
UAAAAUAAUCUUGAACAAGUUGUUACAGAACAAGUCCAAACACGCCCCAAAACUCUGUUGCGGUUUACAUUAUUCUGAAGCAUUUUAUGUAUUUCUUUUUAAGGGAUCCAUGGUGAUGUUUAAGCUGAUUUGGCGAUAUUCAAAGAGACGAAAAAAGGAAGAGAACUAGAAGUAUCUUCAGAUUGCUUAUUCCAGAGGAAUGGGUGAGGUAUAAGAAUUGGCCUACUUUCUCUGUGUACCAGUGUCUGAUUUACCUUAUGCCUGUCAUUUUUUUUUCUCUCUAAAAGCUUUACUUUCUUGCUUUCUUUCUCUCUCAACGCAUUUCUCUGUUUGCUUCUUGAAGCCUCAAUAUCUAAGCCAGCCAAGAUAGAAAGAAGGAAACAAUACAAAAAGAAAGAAAUCGAGAGUGAUGAUAGUCACGUCCUACCAUACCCACAAAAACCUUCCUUCAAUCCAACUCUACAUGCCCACACGGAAAUCUUGACCUUUCUUUCUCUCAUCACAAUCCAAAAUAAGAAAAAAAGACCAUUUCUUGUUUUCAAUUUUUGACAUAAAAAUUCUCUAUCUCUAUCUUUUUCCUAAAACCAACAAUGACGGAAGUACUCCAAUCAUCUCCAUCUCAUUUCCCUUCUCCUUCAAGCUCUUCUUCCACACCAUGUGUCAACAAUGAUAUUCCACACCAACAACUUCCACAUAGCCCCACUAGACCCCAAGAAAUAGACCAAGAACAAGUACAAGAACACGAACAGGAACAGGAACAGGAACUGGAGGAUAGGUCCAUUGAGGGGAAAAUAAGGGAGAGAGAAGGGGAUCAGCUGUCACUUCUUGAAUUUUUGGUGGCUGCUUUAAGGAGGUCCGUUGUUGGGUGUAGUACUACUGCUGCUGGGGGUAAGGAGCUUUGCAACAUGGAGAUUGGGUUGCCCACAAAUGUCAGGCAUGUUGCCCAUGUCACUUUUGAUAGGUUCAAUGGGUUUCUUGGCUUGCCUGUUGAAUUUGAGCCUGAGGUCCCCAGGAGAGCUCCUAGUGCCAGUGCAACUGUUUUUGGGGUUUCAACUGAGUCCAUGCAGCUUUCAUAUGACUCCAGAGGAAAUAGUGUGCCCACAAUACUCUUGAUGAUGCAAAGACAACUGUAUGCCCAAGGAGGUUUGCAGGCAGAAGGAAUUUUUAGAAUUAAUGCAGAGAACAGCCAGGAGGAGUAUGUUAGGGAACAAUUAAAUAGGGGAGUGGUCCCAGAAGGCAUUGAUGUUCAUUGCUUGGCAGGUCUUAUAAAGGCUUGGUUUAGAGAACUCCCAACUGGUGUCUUGGACUCUCUUUCGCAAGAGCAGGUAAUGCAAUCUCAGUCAGAGGAAGAAUGUGUUCAGCUAGCAAGGCUCCUUCCUCCAACAGAAGCUUCUCUGCUGGAUUGGGCGAUAAACCUAAUGGCUGAUGUUGUUCAACUGGAACAUCUGAACAAGAUGAAUGCACGUAACGUUGCCAUGGUUUUUGCACCAAACAUGACUCAAAUGUCAGAUCCGUUAACGGCAUUGAUGUAUGCUGUCCAAGUGAUGAACUUUCUUAAGACUCUUAUUGUUAGGACACUUAGGUACAGAGAAGAAUCUGUUAUAGAAUCAGCUCCUUAUUCCCACCUUGAGCCUUCUGAUGAGAAUGGGCACCAGAGCUUUUCUCAACUGUCUUUCAUGGAGGCUAAUGAGGAAGCCAGUGAGGGGAGUGAAGGGCAGAAAGUAUUUAUUUCUGAAGAACCUAGCAUUGGGAGCCCCACUCAACACAGGGAAGAUGAUUCUACAACUGAAAGUGGACGUCCAAUUUUCCUGACUUCUAUUGAGAACAUUCCUGGAGUAAAUCGGUCUUUGGUUGAUACUUGUCCUUGUGAACUUGUAUCCCAAGUAAAUGCAUUAAUAAAUGAAAACCUAGAGGGUAGCCUUGCAAGUAAGAGUGGAAAAGUCCAAAUAAGAACUUCUAAGAACAGAACUGGCCAAUCAAGUGAUUCAAAUCUCAGAAAGGAAUCCAAAAGGGUGAUUGAGCAGGCAAUGGUUUGGGCAGCGGGAUCUGUAGAGAAGAGAAAGGGAGUUGGUAUGGCAGGUUGUAUAAAUCCUAGAACAGAGCUGUUCGAAGCUUGGAGGUGAAGGGCAUCGAUGUUACGACUUACGAUGUGCAGUGGUGGGGAAAAAUGCCAACUGAUGAAACAAGUUGGUAUUGGCAUGUUGUGUGUUUCUUAUGGAAAAUAUUGUGUGCGAUUUGUGUGAUUUAAUGUAUAUUUCUUCUUUAAUCGUGAGCUGCUGUUUCAUGUUUAAUAUCCUUCAACUAUUCUAACAUCCUCUUCUUCAUAGUACAGCAUCUAAUCCUUUUAAUUCCUUGUUACACUUUCUUGAUCAAAAGCUGAAUUCCAGCUUGGAACUGCUCUAGCUCAGUAGUUUUAUAGUAUUUUUCAGGAGCUGUGUAUACUAUUGGCAAUUAAUUGAAGAGUAAAGUUAUCCUUUGCA